GGUUCAUAGUUUUCUGGAGCGAAGGUGUUGGUUGACAAGCAGGGUAAUGGCGAUGGCAAUUCAGGCAAUGAAGCCAACUCGGUUGCCGCCUGAGGAAACAACAAGACGCUUUUGGGCACUUCAAUCCACUUGGCAGCGUGCCAUUGGGUGUGCUGGAACAUCGACAAGUUCUGGCGGCGCUGGCGAUGGUGACGGCAUUUAGAAUGUCAUCGUCGUCGCUACGGAUAGUCUGGCAGCACCGAAAUGGCUCCGUCAGAAUGCGCUGCCCAAACUUCCUCGAGCUAAAACCUUCGUCGAUUGUGGGACGGAGAACUUAGAUAAACCACCUGGCCAUCAUCAAAUCGACUCAAAUCUGCAUUCCUCGAUUGCCAAAUGAAGCACUUCGACGUAUUACGGAGCCAGCUUGCACUUUACCGUCGUGUGUUGGGUGGAAUCAACAGGUUGUAUGCUCUUUAUGCAAAAGUCGCCUUCAAUAAACUGUUGCAGCAUUUGCAUUCAACACGAGCAGACAUGGCUACGGUUGUUGAGACCACGAGCGUAGAUUCUUCGCCGCUGCCGAUAUCUAUCUAUUUCUCUAUUUCCAAUGCAACAGUUCAGCACACACACACAUAUAAUAGCUGCGAGCGCGUUGAUUGCUCGGUGACAUAUAUUUCACCACCAACCUCGAAGUCCGAGUAUUUCAGUUUUCGCUCGCGAUGCUUGCGCCUCUGAUGACAUCUUAUCCGAUUUACCAGUCUUUUGAAUCCUUUUAUCGACUUUAUGUCUCCAAUUAAUAACUCUCUCUCCCU
This is a messenger RNA of Phytophthora nicotianae INRA-310, 788 nucleotides long. RefSeq lists its product as hypothetical. Bases 373 to 711 code for a protein of 112 amino acids. The transcript has a single exon. The record is from RefSeq and is a predicted model, not a curated record. NCBI's taxonomy places the organism in Eukaryota, Oomycota, Peronosporomycetes, Peronosporales, Peronosporaceae.